AUGGGAAGUGCUGCCGCGGUUUGCGGCCGGCCUCUCCCACCCGCUUCCCCCAGGGCAAUCAACCGGGGCCUGAAUUUCCACGUUCCGGCUCUGAGAUGGUUCCCUGGGAGCGCAGAACCCCGUCAGCCGGGUGGGAAGAGACAACUCCAAAGGGAAGAGACCUCUGUAGAUAUUUGGGACUCUCAAAAAAGGUACAAGAAAAGAAAAAGAAAGGAAGAAGUUAGCGGAAGAAAUAGACUCACAGAAGGUAAGGAAGAGACUUCUACGAACCAAUCUAAAAAGCUUAAAAAAACAGAGAGGGAGAAACAGUUGACGACAAAAAAGAAGGAUGUAAAGCAGACAAAGGCCGCUGCAGCAAAGAUGGCUUUAGAACAGGCAAAUGAGAGCCUUUCUCUAAAUUCUGGUAAAAAUAACACCAAAAAAGUCACGACACAGUCCAGAAAAAAGAGGGUGGGAUCUUCAGAUUCCUCCAGCACAUCAUCUGACAGCGACAGCAGUGAAUUAAAUGUAAAGCAAAAUAAAUCUUCCAAUAAACCUGUAGUGGCAACACUUCCCAAAGACAAAUCCCAAGCUGGUGCAAAUUCUGAUGUGAAAACUGUUUCUAAUAAAGUGACUGUAAAGUGUAAUGCUGAAAAUUCCAGUAAGACUGCGAUCAGGAAAAAUGCUAAAAAAUCCCAGUCCUCUAGUUCAGAUUCUGACUCAAGUACAGAAGAUGAGAAAGUGGCAAAAGCACAAGACGGUACUGCAAAGGAAAAGUCUCUACCUAACAAUGCGGCAACUGUGAAACCCAGUACCACGAAGGCUCCCAAAGCAAAGACCUCCUCUUCAGAGUCUGAUAGUUCAGAUUCAGAAACACUUGUUAUUAAAAAACCCACAGCAAAUGCUGGGCUGAGUAAUUCCAUAGUAAGAAACUGUAUUAAACAGUUGCCAACCAGUAUUCAAGGACCGCUUGCCAGCCCAGGCCGUGGAAGGGGGCGUGGAACGGGAGAGGAUAACUUCUGGAGAGGACCUAGGGGCCGUGGGUUUCACGGGAUGAUGAGGGGCCAAGGCCGUGGGAGAGGAGCAAACCCUGGCUUCUUCUAUAACUACAGCAGUGAAGGCCAGAAACAGAGGCAGUUAAAUGAAGCUGCGACAAACACUUCUGUUCUUGUCCAGAAUCCUGUGGAGGUCCCCAAGAGAGACUAUAGUGUGUUACCUCUUCUAGCAGCCCCACCACAAGUGGGAGAAAGAAUUGCCUUUAAGCGCUUGGAACUAACUGAAAAUUACAGUCCUGAAGUUUCAGACUAUAAGGAGGGAAAAAUAAUCAGUUGGAAUCCUGAUAAAAAACAGAUUGAGCUCGAGAUCCUUACGUCGUCAGCAGGACAGUUUGCUAAAGAGCCAGGGAAAUUUGAUCUGGUUUACCAGUCUGCAGAUGGAGCAGAACUGAUAGAGUACGCGGUUCCGCAGGAUACAAAGAUAACUGAAAGUUGGGAUGCACUGAUAGAGCCAAGACUGAUUGUUGAUCCUCCAGUUAACGGAUCCAGCACUGAAAAUGGAACAAUCUAA
Molecule: messenger RNA, 1545 nt
Organism: Charadrius vociferus (killdeer)
Lineage: Eukaryota; Metazoa; Chordata; Aves; Charadriiformes; Charadriidae
Gene: COIL
Product: coilin
Exons: 7
Coding region: 1-1545 (514 amino acids)
Biological process (GO): spliceosomal snRNP assembly
Cellular component (GO): Cajal body
Molecular function (GO): U2 snRNA binding; U1 snRNA binding
Source: RefSeq, a predicted model, not a curated record